Messenger RNA from Ceraceosorus bombacis, 1409 nucleotides. The record is from the annotation of a GenBank genome assembly. Lineage: Eukaryota; Fungi; Basidiomycota; Exobasidiomycetes; Ceraceosorales; Ceraceosoraceae.
AUGUCUUCUGCCGGACGAAUGACGCACGCCGAGUAUGGCGAUGCUGCCUAUCGAGAUGCGUGAGUCCUCGAUCGUCCCUGUCUUCCGCCAAAUGGUCCCCAAGAAGCUACUCUGACACCAUGCAACUGCACCGUCCGCGCGCGCCCUUCCCCAAAAAAAAGUCAAUACAACGCAGCGCUAGUGGGAGGAGCGUGGGGAGCUACAACAGGUCUGGGCCUGGCUGCUCCUGCCGCCGUCUUUCUCCACAGAUCUAGCACCAGUUUCAGAGGACUUAGUCUGCCUGUAAAGACCCUCUUUGUGGUCAUGGCUACCGCCGCUGGUGGCGUCUGGAAUGCGGACAAAGCGGGCAUCAAGUUCGAGGUGAGUCAAAGGGCAAUGGGCGUAGGCGGACGCUGGAUCGUCGUGGAGUUGGGUGCGCUUUGAGGGCUUGCAGUCGCGUGGCAGGUCCAUCGAGGGACGUCUCUUACGCCAGUCGGGUCUUGCAGAUUCCGCCGUUGCUGAUGCACGACGCCUCGCCUUUCGUUUCAAAAUUUUCCCCUUUUGCAGAGAUCUCACUUUAGCGAUAAAGGAGCACAGGUGGUCAGACGAAGAGCGAGCGCUGAAGAGGACGCGUGGGAGCAUCUGUCCAGGUCCGAUCGAGCACUGACCUGGGCCAAAGAUAACAAAUUCGCCGUCGUAGCAGGCUCGUAAGUCGCACUCGACCUUCUCACUUCAAUGCCAUGGGUAUUGUUGACUAACGCAAGUCAACUUUCGUUGUCAGAUGGGUCGCAUCCAUGGGCUUGAGCGGCGCAUACAUUCAAAGCCAACCAUUGUCCUUUGCGCAGAAAUUGGUGCAAGCGCGUGUCUUUGCUCAAGGGUUCACCCUCGUCUCGCUCUUGGCCAUGGCCGCCAUCACGCAAAUACCGACGGAGGGCGACAGGAUUCUGGAUGCGAGGGAUAAGAAGGGCGAACACUCUUGGAAAGACUUUUUAGAUGAAAGUGAUGGAGGGAACAAGCAUGGGCAGAACGCAUAAGAUGCAUCUAGCGGAACUGGCUGGCUCGAGGAGAGCACCACCCGAAUCCAAUUCCAAUAUACUGGUCAUUCUCCACCUUUCUGAAGAACGCAUCCGCACCAAAAGCGUAUUUCUCACCUCUGUCUGGCCGUCGAAUACACGCGUGCAACUUCCCAACGAAGGUGAGAGCGAGGCAGGUGCCGUAUUGUCAAACUGACCAUGACCUAGAAUCUGUGCGCGCGUUCACCGAACACGUCGACUCUCUGGAAGCACGUUCGAACACACAUACGCUAUCGGAGAAGGCAUCGGCGUACAAGUAUCAUUGGACAACGACACGCCAUCUCAAAGGUGUCGCGGAAUGGGCGUGGGGGACCGGUACAGGUCUCGAACAAGGAGAGCAAGAAGAGCAAGAGUUGA